This is a messenger RNA of Alligator mississippiensis (American alligator), 9446 nucleotides long. It is a transcript of the gene GPATCH2L, whose product is annotated as G-patch domain containing 2 like. The coding region runs from base 436 to 1896 and encodes 486 amino acids. Lineage: Eukaryota; Metazoa; Chordata; Crocodylia; Alligatoridae. The transcript is spliced from 10 exons. The record is from RefSeq and is a predicted model, not a curated record.
AACAGGCUCUCGGUGGCCAUUAUGGUUUGGGGCUCAGCUUUGUGCACUGCUUACCAGGCCAUUCCUCAAGCAAACCCUCGGCACUGUGGUGCAGUCACCUGGGCACUGGCAUUUGGGCUUGGAUGUCUCCUGUCCAGGCUCUGAGGCACCCAGACUGAGUGGUUUUCUACUUGUAAGGUCUAACAAAACACCCCAGAGAGCAAUCUGGCUGCAGGCCGUGUCCCUGUUGGACCGAAGCUAGGCAUAGUGCUUCAAGGCAGAAGAUACUGUCUUGUGUCUCUGUCAGGCAUAAGGCCUUGACUUCCCCCCUACACAACUUCCCCUUCCUCACCCAAGCAGCAAAGAGUUUCCUCUGCUGUAGGGGUUGAAGUGAGCAGUCACGCAGGCAGCAGCACCUGUUUAACCCCUCAGGCUGCAUUAACCAAGACAUUGCCCAUGGAUGAGCUGGUACAUGACUUGGCCUCGGCCUUGGAGCAGACUUCGGAACAAAACAAGCUGGACGAGCUGUGGGAAGAGAUGGCUCUGAGCCCACGGCAGCAGCGGCGUCAGCUUAGGAAGAGGAGGGGUCGUAAACGGCGCUCGGACUUCACGCAUCAGGCGGAGCAUGCCUGCUGUUACAGUGAGGCCUCAGAGUCAAGCCUGGAUGAAGCCAUGAAGGAUUGUCGUGAGGUCCUGACUGCCAACUUCAGUGACUCGGAUGAUAUGGCAGUGGCCAAACGUCACCCUGCUCUGAGUGCCACCCUAAGAAGCAAGCAGCACUCUUGGCACGAGUCAGACUCCUUUACAGAGAAUGCACCUUGCCGACCCCUGAGACGUCGCCGGAAGGUCAAGCGCAUGACCUCAGAGGUGGCUACUAGCCUCCAGCAGAAACUCAGGGUAUCGGAGUGGAGUUAUGAGCGGGGCUGCAGGUUCAAGUCAGCUAAGAAGCAGCGCCUGUCGCGUUGGAAAGAGAAUGCCCCCUGGACAUCAUCCAGCCACAGCCUUUGCGAGUCAGCGGAGAACAGACCCUUCCUCAACAAAGGAGGAAGAAAGGAGAGGAUGGAAUGUGAGGCGGAUGAACAGAAACAAGGCUCCGAUGAAAACAUGUCUGAAUGUGAAACCAGCAGUGUAUGCAGCAGCAGUGACACUGGCCUCUUCACCAAUGAUGAAGGCCGCCAAGGAGAUGAUGAGCAGAGCGAUUGGUUCUACGAGGGAGAAUGUGUUCCAGGAUUCACCGUCCCCAACCUCCUGCCCAAGUGGGGAGCUGAUCACCGAUCCGAGGUGGAGCGAAUGGACUCUGGCCUGGACAAACUCUCAGACUCCACAUUCCUUUUGCCCUCACGGCCAGCUCAGAGGGGCUUUCAUGCCCGUCUGAACCGCCUUCCAGGAGCUGCUGCCCGUUGUCUCAGGAAGGGUCGGAGGAGGCUCGCUGGCAAGGAGACCAGCAUGAGUGCUCUGGGUACUGAGAGGAUAGGUCAUAUCGUUAAUGACCCACGCCAAAAAGAAAAGAACAAAGUACUGGCUACAGAUUUCCCUCAUGUUGCGGCCUGUGUACAUGAGUUCAAUCCAUUAUCUCCUCUCUACUCUCUGGAUGUUCUUGCUGAUGCAUCCCACCGAAGAUGCUCACCGGCACACUGCACUGCCAGACAAACAAACAUACAUCUGGGACCUCCUUGCUCAAGGGAUAUCAAGAGGAAACGAAAGCCAGCAGCAGCUACGGCCUCCAUUUCCAGUCUGACUUCAGCAACUUUACCUGUCCACAUGGAUGCAGCAGAUUCAGCCCUGCCAGCAACACAGUCCCAGAGGUCCCAGAGUUCUGACUGGACGGGUAGGACCCAGGCAGCUGAGAGAACCACUGCCAUGGCCUCUGCUAACUUUUUUAAAACACCGCAAGAGAAGAGCCCUGGAUACAGUUAAAUGGAGGCAUCUCUCCUCAUAAGAGCCUGUUGGAACUCUAAAAUGUUGGACUUUGACAUAUGUCAACAUCCAAACAUCUUGUUUGGCAAUAACCGUGUCUUCAGUGUUGGUGCGUGAUACGCGUUGUCGUUCAGACUGAGCUGCAUGCCCCACAUCCCCAAAACACGUUUGUAAAUCGGUGUAAAAAGUAACUGUUGAUGUUGGGACUGUGGCAGCUUUUUAAAAUGUUCCUGCUAUUGCUGUGAGUAUUUAUUACGUGCUCAUCUCCCAUCCAGCAUCUAUUAGCAUCUGCUGGGGCAUGUACAGAACCUUUUGGUUUUACAGACGUUGAACUUUCUUGUGCAGCUGGUUACUCCUGCGGGGCAUAUUAUUUGUUGCUGUAUUUAGCAUUUUUCAAGAGAAUCCACUUCAGGUCUGGGGAGGUAAAACUGUUUCCAGCAAGGACAGAAACAAAGGCCAGCAAGGAUCCAUGGUCAGAGAGGAAGAGGAGGGAGACAGAGAAUGCAAACCAGAUUUCAAAUGUGCAGCUUGAAUUCUGGAUUAAUAAAAUGUCCAGAAGCCUCUUGCUAAUGGACUUGAGUCAAGAUGGCUCUAAUGAAGCAGAUGUAUGGGUAUCUAUUCAGAAGUCCCCUUGGCUUACAAGCAGCAUGGCUUUUCAGAGCUGUUCCUCUCCCAUGUGUGGAGUGUCUUUAGUCUUGCCUCAGUAUUGUAUAUUCUUCCCCAUAUCUCCUGCUGGACAAGAGAUUGGCAGAACUCAUUAGACAUAAAUGAGCAGGCUAGUGUUAUGUGUGGGAUCAAGUGGCUCUAAAAUGUCCUGUAAGAAAUGCUUCUGUGGGAAGUGACAGAGGAAAUGCUAAUCUACCUUUUGGUGGAUGCUCAUUUUCAAAAGCUGCUGCAAGCAUCCCCCAGGACACUUGAAGUCAAAGUCCAGGUGCCACUGUACUGAAAGCCAUUUAAAGUAUUGGUUGAGUUCAAAACACUCUCUCUCUACAGACUGGACCAUUUCUUGUCUCAUUCUUCCUACUUUUUUCAGAAGGUACUGUUUUGCAGUGUGUAUUAGAAGGGUCUAUCUGUCUGUACUGGAUUGUAGUCCACUCUGCAAUAUAUAUAGGAGGAGGGUUCCCUCUAUCUCUGAUAGUAUUUCACUUUGCAGUAUUUAUAGGAGGGAUCCUCUUCUUCCCACAUCUCUUUCCCUUUAUCCCUAAUUGCCCUCUACCUUCCAGUGUAAAUGGGGGAUUUUUCCCUUUUUCUCAUUUCCUGUAUCUCUGAGCACGCUCUGCUUGUUUCUGCAUCUCUUGAAUGACCUGUCUGCAGCUUCACUUUGCUUUAUUUGAUAAUAUGCCUGUAUAACAUAUACAAAGGGGCUAUUACAGGCUCACUUGACAGCCCAAGUAGUUCUGUAGGCUCUUGAACAUUUUCACAUUGCUGGCAUUUGUCAGGAUGCAGCCUUCUACUUGUUGUGUGGGUGGAGCUUCAGCCAGAACCCUCUAUUUAAGUAUGUAAAUAAGUUUUAAAUGUAAGGGUACAGGGAGCACUUGUAUGUGUACAUUAUGGAUUUGCAUGUUUCACUUGCUUUGCAGUACUCUACUCUCAGUAUCCUAUAAAUCAGUUCACUGAGGGGUAGGUUUGAUUAUGAACCUAUAAGACAAUGUUUUAAUUGCUUUUAAUUUUUUUUUGGGGGGGGGGGGGGGGAUUAAAAUGUUAAAUGGUCAACUGUAAAACCACAUAAAUCUCCAUAUCUUACAUAACACAAAAAUAAAUUAUAGAGUCAAACAACAAUCUAAAUCACUGACAAAAUCAAUUCUGUUACAGAGGCAUUGUCUAGAUCUGCUCCAUAGAUACCUGGUUAUUCUUGGGGGGAGGCCCAAAUUGGAUUUGUAUUUUGCAGUCCAAGCAAGCUGUCAGUUCCGUCCAUGUAGAAAUCUUUCUCAAAAUGUCAUCGCUUUUUCUGUUACAUAUUGCAAAUGAAUUAGAACAGGAAAAGCCUUUUUUCCUCUGCUAAAGGAAUACAGAGGUGAAAGAUUAGUUUGGAUUAUCUAUGAGGAAACUGAAGGGCUUUGUGGAGAGAGAAAUAUUUAUGUUUUAAGUUAGGGUUUUUACAUAGCUUCAUUUUGCAUUUUGCAUCAGUACCAGCCUUAUUUGUGAUUCUUAACAAAUGAUAAGAUCCUAGGAAAAUAGGACUGGAAGGGACCUAAUGAGGUCAUUUAGCUCAGUUCUCUGCUCAAGGCAGGAGCAUUGCUGACUAAACGAUCUCAGCCAAGUGUCUGUCCAACAUACCUUUGAAAAUUUCCAAGGAUGGGGAUUCCACAACUUUUUUUUUUUAAGUAUCCUGUUCUGGUGCCUGACCAUCCUCAUAGUCAAAGGUCCUUGAAAUCUCCAACCUAAAUUUUUCUGUACUGCAGCUUCAGUCCUUAAAGUUCAGCCAGUUCUCCUAGACUCCUUUUCCCCUCAGACUUGCCUCCCAGGGGAUCCUGCCCACCAAUUCCCUGAGUUUGUUGAAGUCUGCUUUAUUGAAAUCCAGGGUCUUUCUUCUGCUGUUCUCCUUCCUUCCCCCUUUUAGGAUCAUUUCAUGUUCACUGUCAUCCAAGUUACAUUCCUUCUUGUUUGUGACCAGUCACUCUAGAAGAGUUUCCCUCUCUAGCUAGCUUCUCUACCAUCUACCUCUCUACCACCUGUAUCAAAAAGUUAUCCCCAGUAGACUCCAGGAAUUGAUGAUAAUUCUUCAUUAAUAAUAAGGCCUUUUAUUGUUUGGGAGCAAAAUAGGCAGUGAGUAAACUUUCUCCUGCUUCUAACUUGCUUCUUAGUUGUAGAAGCCAUUAUUAUAGUAGAAAGGGCCAUAAGAAACUGUGUUUGCAUAAUACAAAGGGGAGCAGAGAUAGGGGCUUUAUAUUGAAGAGUGAGGCAGGUGUGAUCAUUGGGAAUCUGACAGAUAAGACACGCUGCUGCCUCUCUGUUAGUAAUGCAGUGCCAGUUUGCAGGUGCACUGGAAUAGCUGUGUAGUUGUCACAAGCUACCAUAUUUCAGUCAUGCUUCCUACAUAAUUUUAUAAAGGCUUGUUUCCAUGAAUGUGUGCAUGCAUACUUUUUAGAACAAGCUGAAAGCAUGUCCAUGGCUGCCUCCUAAAGGAAAGUGAGAUCAGUGAUUUGGUACUAUGUGGCUAUCUUCUUGGCCUUCAUCAUAGUGGUGAACACCUUUAGAGCAACCCAGGGUGGCUGAUCUGUCUAAAAGCUCACUCAGGGGAAAGAAUGGACAAAUUUGGAUUAUUUAGUCUAGAAAAGAUGAAACUGAGGAAAGACUUGAUGACGGUCUUCUUCAAAUACAAAAAGAGUUGUUUAAAAAGGAGAUAGACAUAAUGGACGAUUAAUUUCUUCAGGGGACAGGACAAGGAGUAAUAGAUUUAAAUUGCAACAAAGGAGAUUUAGGUUGGGUAUUAGGAAGAAGUUUCUCGGUAUGAGGGUGGCUAAACACUGGAGUGGAUUACUUAGAUGAAGAUGUAUUCUCUCUGGAAUUCUCUUAUGUGCAGGUUAUAUGGACAUGUUUCUGGCUGAGAUGGAUAAAUCCUGUUGUGUGCAUGGAGAGCUGGACUAGAUAACCUUUUAAGGUCCCUUCCAGUCCUACUUUUCUUUGGUUCCUAAAAACAGGAAAAUGCUUAGAAACAAUUUAUUUCAGGAACUUAUUCAUAAAAAGCAUCAUCUAGUUCAGAGGCUUAGCAAUGGUGCAUAUGAUGUCUGUUUGUUAAGUUACUGAUUAGAUCUCAUCCAAGGCACUAGUAAUCAAACAAAUGGCCAUUUUUCCAGUCUUUGGUAGCUUUUAUGAAUAGCACUCAUGAUCUUUUUCUGUUCUUAAUUGUCCUGCAAACACAUGUCCCUUGUUGAGUGCUACCAAUAUGCUUGGUUCUGUAUGAGAUGCACUGGGCUGACAUCUCCUAUCUAGUAGAGUUUACAGUUUAAACUAGAAAAAGACUGUAGAUUAAAACAAAAACAUACAGUUUCCAUUGAUAGUAAUUACUACUAGGAUUAACAGCCUCAGAGGAUUCAAAAGAUUGAUUGAGGGGUGGGGAAUGGGUUGUACACUGGGAAUCAAAAGGAGUCUAUCCCAUUAUGUAGGAAGGGAGGUAAGGGGGCAAAAAGGCCUCUUGGCUGAACAGGGAACUCCAGGUGAUUCUGGGGGCAAAGAAAGAGAUGUAUAGGCAAUGGAAGCAGGGAGCAGCCACCAAGGAGGAAUAUAUCUCCCUGGUGCGCUGUUGCAAGGAAUCAGUUAGACAGGCCAAGGCGGGGCUUGAGCUCAGGCUGGCUUCAACAAUCAAGGACAAUAAAAAGUCCUUCUUCAGGUAUAUAGCGGGCAAAAGGAAAGCUCAGAGCAACAUAGGGCCCCUGCAGGACAAAUCAGGACAGUUAGUGGUUGACGCGGGGGGAAAAAAGCAGAACUCUUCAAUGAGUUCUUCGCUUCAGUAUUUCUAAGUACCAACCAAGCCAAUUCCUGCACCUCGAUCAUUGACGGAUGUCCACAUGGCACCAGUCCACCUACGGUUAGUUCUGAAAUAGUUAAGGAGCUCUUGGAGGAGCUGGAUGGGUACAAGUCAGCAGGCCCAGAUGACCUCCAUCCGCAGCUGCUGAAAGAAUUGGCCAGUGUCAUAGCUGAGCCACUGGCACAGCUGUUCGAGCACUCAUGGUGCUCCUGCCAGGUCCCUGAGGCCUGGAGAAGGGCCAGUGUGGUGCCCAUUUUCAAGAAAGGGAGAAGGGAUGAGCCAAGUAACUUUAGACCAGUCAGUCUUACCUCUAUUCCUGGGAAAAUGCUAGAGAAAAUAAUCAAAGAACACAUUUGUGCAGGCCCAGCAGGGGAAACGAUGCUGAGGGGAAACCAGCACAGGUUUGUCACGGGUAGAUCCUGCCUGACAAACCUUGUAGCAUUCUAUGACCAGGUCACACGCUGCCUGGAUGCGGGAGCUGAGGCUGAUGUCAUCUUCCUGGACUUUAGGAAGGCCUUUGACACAGUCUCACACCCUAGCCUCAUUGGGAAGCUAGCAAACUGUGGAGUGGAUGCCUACACGGUCAGGUGGGUGGCCAACUGGCUUAGGGACCGCACCCAGAGAGUGGUGGUGGAUGGUUCCUUCUCGGCCUGGAGGGAGGUGGGCAGUGGGGUCCCGCAGGGUUCAGUCCUCGGACUGAUAUUAUUUAAUAUCUUCAUCUGCGAUUUGGAUGAGGGUGUGGAGAGCACCCUCUCUAAGUUCACUGAUGAUACCAAGUUAUGGGGCAAAGUUAGUACACUGGAGGGCAGGGAGCAGAUUCAGGCCGACCUGGACAGGUUGUAUCAAUGGGCAGAGAGAAAUAGGAUGCAAUUUAAUAAAGAUAAAUGUAAGGUACUCCACCUGGGAAGGAGGAACUCCCAGCACACCUAUAAGUUGGGGAGUGUCCUUCUCAGCAGCUUGGAGGCAGAGGGGGAUCUUGGAGUCAUACUUGACUCCAAGAUGAACAUGAGCUGGCAGUAUAACAAGGCCAAUCGCACCUUGUCGUGCAUUAGCAGGUGCAUGACUAAUAGAUCAAAGGAGGUGAUGCUCCCCCUCUAUGCAGUACUGGUCAGGCUGCAGUUGGAGUACUGUGUCCAGUUUUGGGCGCCACGCUUCAAGAAGGACGCGGGGAAUCUGGAGAGGGUCCAGAGGAGGGCCACUCGCAUGAUUAGUGGCCUUUGUGAUGGACCCUGCAGGGGGAGGUUGAGAGAGCUGAAUCUCUUCAGCCUUCACAAGAGAUGACUGAGGGGAGAUCUUGUGGCUGCAUAUAAAUUUAUUAGGGGAGGUCAACGGGGAAUAGGGGACACGCUGUUUACUAAGGCGCCCCUGGGAGUGACUAGGAAUAACGGGUGUAAACUACUUGAGAGUGGAUUUAGGUUAGAUAUUAGGAGGACAUUUUUCACAGUAAGGAUGGCCAGGAUCUGGAAUGGGCUUCCAAAGAGAGGUGUUGCUAUCACCUAGCUUGGAGGUCUUCAAGAAGAGGCUAGAUAGUCACCUGGCUGGGGUCAUCUGACCUUGGUCCUCUUUCCUGCCAGGGGCAGGGGGUCGGAUAUGAUGAUUCAUUGUGGUCCCUUCCAACUCUACACUCUAUGAAUCUAUGAAUAACAUUACUGACUGGCCUUCACCCAGUGUAUAUGAAAACAGAUAUAGAUCCUCUGUGUUAUUUUUUUUCCAAGUAGAUUUUAAUUUUCUUCCCACAUUUUUAACUUCUACUUUAUUUCUUUCUCUCUUUUCUUUGUACCUGAACUCCCAUUUCAUAUCUCAUGGGUUAUCUCUUCCCAUUUCCAAAGCAUUAAUGAAGACAUUAAAUAAGGCUGGACAUUGCAGUCAUGCAUGUGGCUUUGCACUGAACUUCUUGGCCAGCUCACCAUGUUGCCUUUUAUCAUCUUUUUGGCCUUGUCUAUUGUAAGUCCAUGGGGCAGUGCAUCGGGUCAUUGCAAGUAACUCAGAUCAGUAGAGAGGUAAGUAUGUGAAAUUCCAUCAUAGACUCUACAGAGGAAGAUAGACUAGCUGAUCUAAUAUUUCCUUCUAAACUUAGAAUUUAUAAAGUUAUAGGGAAGAUAACUACCAGUCUUGCCAUACUGUGUGAAGAUAUGGUUUCUAUGAAAAGUGGGUAGCUAAAUGGGUAUUGGCUAGUAUGGAAAACAUCUAAGAGGCUAUAAUGAGGGAAGAUAAUGCUGCAUUGUCAAAGAUCUUCAAUCAUGGAAUCAGCACUUGAUGAAACUGGGAGAUGAGCAAGAAUUAGUUUGUGGACCUACAGAGGUUUUUUUGUUUUUGUUUUGAUGAUCUCUUAUUCGGACCAACUGUUUAGUUAGGGAAGAUGUUAAACAAUUUUUUAGGUUCAAAGUGCCCUUUUCAGAUCUGACUUCAACUUUGUGCAUAUAUGCCCUGAACAUAUAUCCCCUUACUCCAUCCCUAUUUAAAUCCAAUGGACUGGAGAUGAUGUGGUGGUAUAUGAUGAUGAGUGUGCCAUUGGAGUACCCAGUUACCCCUGGAUUAAAGAUUCCUUCAUGAUCAGGAUGUCUCCUUCUAGCUGAAUUGGGUGUUGCUGCACUCUUGGUUCUCUGCAGUAUUUGUUGCUGUAGUAAUUCAACUUCACUUGCUCUGUUAAAUUGUUAGCUCAGUUGUGUAGUCUGCAUGGAUGUUCCUCUAAAAACAAGAAGUAGGCAAUUGAUUGAUGGAUUUGUUUUUACCUUGAUAAUGUCAGCAGAUUGUAUACUUGUGACUUCCCUGCAUUGGUAUCCCCUGUGUUGAUUAUACUUUCUCCUGCAGUGCUGUAAAGGAAGCCUUCCUAUAAAAGUGCCAUGUUUGUGGCCCUGUUCUUAGUUUGACAGAGAAGGGAAGAUACUAGGCUCUCCCCUGUGGAACAGCCCUGCCGCAUUCCUCUGAGAGAAGACAAUGUGGGUAGAAAGAGUACUGUUUCCCUUGCUGGUGUGUUCUCAGCAAAUCAGAGAGCAAGUCCCUUGUAUAGCCCAGCCUUACAAUGUGCCAAAUUGCAUCUCUCUACAUGUUUUGAAAUAAAAGUGAAAUUCUUGAUGAUGGA